AUGUUACGACUGCUCAGAAGCACCCGGGGUGCGACGAGCCAUAAUGUGGUAUCUAAAGUACGCAUGUUGGCAACGCCACUAAUACAGAAGGCGCAUGUGACAACGGACAAGAAGAAUAUUAUUAAAUCCAUAUUGCCUGAUGUCGAGAUGCCAACUGUGAGUCUGCCGGAGUUUAUCUUGAAGGUUAGCCAAGGGCCUAAGCACGAGUACGGCGACCAGAUUGCCUUCAAGAUGAGAGGAAAAGAACUGUCAUACAACGAU
Sphaeroforma arctica JP610 is the source of this 261-nucleotide messenger RNA. RefSeq lists its product as hypothetical. The annotation marks the transcript as partial. The record is from RefSeq and is a predicted model, not a curated record. The transcript has a single exon. Lineage: Eukaryota; Ichthyosporea; Ichthyophonida.